Molecule: messenger RNA, 2725 nt
Organism: Eptesicus fuscus (big brown bat)
Lineage: Eukaryota; Metazoa; Chordata; Mammalia; Chiroptera; Vespertilionidae
Gene: MLKL
Product: mixed lineage kinase domain like pseudokinase
Exons: 11
Coding region: 218-1615 (465 amino acids)
Biological process (GO): cell surface receptor signaling pathway; protein phosphorylation
Molecular function (GO): protein kinase activity; ATP binding
Source: RefSeq, a predicted model, not a curated record
UCCCGGUGCGGGAAGAGAGAGCGGGAGCGCAGAGCAGGAGCGCAGAGCGCGGACCCCUGGAGGGGACGGGGCGCAGGGACUCGGGACUCCCCUGUGGCCUCUCGUCUACAGACUUCUGCGCUGGGCAGAGGCAGCCUCGGCUCGGCUGGAGCGGGCCUCCCGGACUGUGCACCGGACAGAUUGGACGCCUUCGGGAGGGACAAGGUUUCUUCCAGGUAUGGAUAAAUUGGGGACCGUCAUCUCCUUAGGCCUGAGUGUGUACCAACAAUGUGAAAUGAUGCAACACUGCGAGGGGCAGUGCAAGCGUCUAAGGAGCCGCAUCCACGGCCUGCUGCGGCCUCUGAAAGAGCUCCAGGCCCAGGGAGAGGGGAGCCUGCCCCCUGGGGUCAUCACUGCCCUGGACAAUUUCCAGGCUGCCCUAGAGGAAGCUAAGAAGAAGAUAGAUAAGUUCAGUGAUAAGUCCAGUCUCCGUAAGUUUCUAACAUCAGGGAAGAACAAAGAACUCUUUAAAGAUGUGAACAGUCGGCUGAACGAUGUCUACCAGGAGCUCUCACUGACGCUUCAGGUGUAUCAGAGGGUGUCUAUUUCAACCAUCAGCAAAGAAGCCUGGGAACAAGAAGAUCAGCAGGAUGCAGAGGAAGACUGGCGAGCCUUCCAAACUGAAAGUGAAAUUAUCGAAGCUUCAGUGGAGCAAAUGAAAAAUGAAGUGGAAAAAAUCAUGAGGCACCACUUCGAGAAGUCAAAGAAGGCGUUCCUAACAUAUAAAGUCAAGGAGAUUAAGAAGGAGGAGCUUUCAGAAACUGAUUGGAUCUCGAUAAAGAAAAAUAAAUUCAGCGAGGUUUUUAAAGGAAAAUAUUACCAAUCUCCAGUGGCCAUAAAAGUAUUCAACAACGUCCAGACCAGAAACCCUGGAACAGUGAGGCAUGUUUUCAAUAAUGAGGUCAAAACCAUGAAGAAAUUUGAUUCUCCUAACAUCCUGCGUAUAUUUGGGAUUUGCAUUGAUGAAACUGUGACCCCACAUCAGUUCUCCAUCGUCAUGGAGUACUGUGAGCUCGGGACCCUGAGGGAACUGCUGGAUCAGAAAAAGGACCUCACGUUGGCUGAGCGCAUCGUCCUGGCCAUGGGGGCAGCCAGUGGCUUAUGCAGGCUGCACCAUUCUGAAACCCCUGAACUCCACGGAAACAUCAGCAGCAGGAGCUUCCUAGUAACUAACGGCUACGAAGUGAAGCUUUCAGGAUUUGGGUUGAGCAAAACACAGACUUCCAUUUGCAGAACAACUAAGAGAAAAAAAGAAGAGAGAGUCAAUUCCACAGCAUAUAUCUCACCUCAAAUUCUGGAAAAUGUGUACAUUGAAUAUGACAUAAAAGCUGAAAUAUACAGCUUUGGAAUUGUCCUCUGGGAAAUCGUCACUGGGAAGAUCCCGUUUGAAGGCCAUGAUUCUAGGAAGAUCCGCCAGCUGGUGGCUAAGGACAAGCACCAGGAGCCACUGGGUGAAGAUUGCCCUUCACAGUUGCAGGAGAUCAUUGAUAGUUGCCGGGCUUAUGAGCCCUCCAUGCGGCUCUCUGUUAAGGAAAUCUCAGAGAAACUGUCUAUCUUUCGCAAAGCUGUGGAUUGAAACUGAAACUAAGGAGUCCCUGGAUAAGAAACUGGAAGAGGCGAAAGCUGGGCAUCUUUCUCUCUCCUAUCCUCGGCAUGAAGUUAUUUAUGGGUUCAGGGAAGCAGCACUUCUCUGUUACAAAGAGAAAACAGUCCAGUCAUGCAGAGCACAUCCCCCUCCAAACGAUACUGUCAAAAAUAUGCCUCUGAUAGUAACUGUGAUAGAUGUUUCACAAAAUGUCUCUCUCUCUCUAUGGACACCUCUUAGCACGGUGACUUUGCAGCUCCUCCCAUGGCAAAGUGGAAGCUACACAUGAAACUAAUAUAUUAUUGUAUGUCCAUUAUAUUUAAAUUGAAAAGAAAUACUCUCUCUUACAAACUGAUACAAUGAUAUAUCUGGGGUUUAAUUUUAAAUAAUCCAGGGGGGAGGGGAAAUAAUUAUAGAUAAAGAAAAAAAGUAAAAUAAGAUUAGCUAUGAGUUGCUAACUGUUGAAUCUGGAUGAUGGGCACAUAGUGGUUCAUGUACUCUUCUCUUCUGAAUAUGCUUAAAACUUUCCACAUAAAAUGACUUUUUUGAAAGGGAAAAAAAAAAUAAAGCCUACUUUUCCACUAACUUGAAUCUAGGCUGGUAUUGUGACUGGCUUUGGCCAAUAAAAUGUAGAAGUGAUAGUGUGCCCAUUCCAAGCCUAGGCCUCAAGAGGCCUUAUACAUUUCCACUCCCUCUCUUGGAACCCUACCCAGACAUGAACUGGGCUACUGUGCUGGAGAAUGAGAGACACAUGGAGCAGGGACAACCGAACCCAGCUGGUCCAGUCACAUGAGUGAGUCCAGUCAGCACCAGAAGAACCACACAGCUGAACCAGACGAAACUGUCCAUUCAGACCUAGCCAGUUUGGCUCAGUGGAUAGAGCAUCAGCCUGCAGACUGAAGGGUCCUGGGUUCAAUUCCGGUCGAGGGCACAUUCCCGGGUUGCAGGUCCCGGUAGGGGGUGUGCAGGAGGCAGCCAAUCUGAUUCUCAUCACUGAUGUUUCCCUCCCUUCCUCUCUGAAAUCAAUAAAAAAUAUUUUGUUUUUAAAAACUGCCCAUUCACAAAAUUAUGAUCUAAAUAAAUUACUGUUGUUUUAAGCCA